AGCCCGAGCGCCGGCUCAGCUGACCGGCGGGCGCCAGACGCCGUGGCUCCCAGUUCGCGAGUGCAGCUGCGGCGGCGCGGGCCUCUCACGGCGACACUGCCCCCCCCCGCCCCGCGCGCCCCUCCCCCACCCCGCACCGGGAUCCGGACCGACUGCGCGCGAGCUCGCGGCCCCUUCCCUGGCGCUGAGCGAGGAGCGAAGCUGCGGUGACGAGCGGCGGCUGCGCGGCCAUGGGCGCGCCCGGGUCGCCCUAGGGCGGGAGCGCGGAGACCGAAGCCCGAGCGGCAGUCUCGGCAGCGAGCCCUCUCGGGCGGCGGCGGCAGCGGCGGCAGGAGCAGCGCAGCCGGGAUGAGCGGGAGCGGCGCGGCGCCCGGCCCGGGCUCGGGCUCCUCCCCGGCAGCCUGCCGUUUCGCGCACUACUUCGUGCUGUGCGGGAUCGACGCGGACAGCGGCCUGGAGCCCGACGAGCUGGCGGAUUCAUCCCAUGAUCUCAUGUUCAUAGCAGUUUUGUACCAAUGGCUAGAAGCAGAUCGUCAUGGCAAGAGCCAAGAUGCUGCAAAUACGACUUCAGGUGAAAAUUUUGACCAGAGUCCUUUGAGAAGAACAUUCAAAUCCAAAGUUCUGGCCCACUAUCCUCAGAAUAUAGAAUGGAACCCUUUCGAUCAAGAUGCAGUAAACAUGUUGUGCAUGCCUAAAGGGCUAUCUUUCAGAACACAAACUGACAAUAAAGACCCUCAGUUCCACUCAUUUAUAAUUACCCGGGAAGAUGGUUCUCGUACCUACGGUUUUGUUCUCACUUUUUAUGAAGAAGUUACAAGUAAGCAAAUCUGCACAGCAAUGCAGACGCUCUACCAGAUGCACAACGCAGAGCAUUACAGCAGCUUGUACGCUUCAUCCUCCUGCAGCAUGGACUCACUGGCAAGCAGUAUUGACGAGGGAGAUACAACUUCCCUUUUGAAACUCCAGCGAUACAACUCUUAUGACAUCAGCAGAGACACCCUGUAUGUUUCAAAAAGUAUAUGUUUGAUCACACCACUGCCUUUCAUGCAGGCCUGCAAGAAAUUCCUUAUCCAGCUUUACAAGGCAGUUACCUCACAGCAGCCACCGCCCUUGCCGCUUGAGAGCUACAUCCAUAAUAUUCUCUAUGAGGUGCCCCUUCCUCCUCCAGGGAGAUCACUGAAAUUUUAUGGUGUUUAUGAACCCGUCAUCUGUCAGAGGCCGGGCCCCAGUGAACUUCCUCUCUCCGAUUACCCGCUCCGAGAGGUCUUCGAGCUCCUGGGCCUGGAGAACUUGGUACAGGUGUUUACCUGUGUUCUUUUAGAGAUGCAGAUCCUUCUCUACUCACAAGAUUAUCAACGCCUGAUGACUGUGGCGGAAGGCAUCACCACACUUCUGUUCCCAUUUCAGUGGCAACAUGUUUAUGUGCCCAUCCUCCCUGCUUCUCUGCUACAUUUUCUUGAUGCUCCUGUCCCUUAUCUGAUGGGCCUUCAGUCAAAAGAAGGAACUGACCGUUCUAAGCUAGAACUUCCUCAAGAGGCUAAUUUGUGUUUUGUGGAUAUUGACAACCAUUUUAUUGAGUUGCCUGAAGAAUUUCCACAGUUCCCCAAUAAAGUAGAUUUUAUCCAGGAACUCUCUGAAAUUCUUCUUCAAUUUGGGAUCCCUCCUGAGGGCAGCCUACAUUGUAGUGAGAGUGCCACCAAGCUAAAGAAUCUGGUUCUGAAAGACUUGGUCAAUGACAAGAAGAAUGGCAACGUCUCUGCUAAUAACAUUAGCAUGUAUGAGUUACUGAAGGGCAACGAAACCAUAGCCCGCCUCCAGGCUCUAGCCAAGCGGACUGGUGUGACCGUGGAAAAAAUGGACCUCUCUGCCUCUUUGAGUGAAAAAGAAAAAGAUUUAAAACUGCAGUGUGAAGAGGCAGAACUAAGGGACUACCAGCUCAACGUACAGCUCCGAGAGGUCUUUGCUAACCGCUUUACACAGAUGUUUGCAGAUUAUGAAGCGUUUGUGAUUCAGACUGCCCAGGACAUGGAAUCUUGGCUGACCAACCGGGAACAGAUGCAGAACUUUGACAAAGCUUCCUUUCUGUCUGACCAGCCAGAACCUUACCUGCCAUUUCUUUCACGCUUCAUUGAAACACAGAUGUUUGCCACCUUUAUUGAUAAUAAAAUUAUGUCUCAGUGGGAAGAGAAAGAUCCUUUGCUUCGAGUCUUUGAUUCUCGGAUUGAGAAGAUAAGACUGUAUAAUGUAAGGGCACCCACCUUGAGGACAUCUAUAUAUCAGAAAUGCAGCACUUUAAAAGAAGCAGGUGAACUCUUUAGGCAGAGGCUAUCUGCUGCUGAUAUUGUGGCACCAGAACCUCAUGAUUUCUGUGCAGAAAGACACCAAGUUGCUACCCAAUCAAUUGAGCAACGACUGAUGAAAAUGGAUCACACUGCAAUCCACCCACAUCUACUUGAUAUGAAAAUUGGUCAAGGCAAAUAUGAGCAAGGGUUCUUUCCAAAGUUACAGUCUGAUGUCUUGGCAACAGGACCAGCUAAUAACAAUCGCUGGGUAAGUCGGAGUGCCACUGCACAGCGCCGGAAAGACCGCCUUCGCCAACAUUCCGAGCACGUUGGGCUGGACAACGACCUGAGGGAGCCUUCCGGGGAACUUGUGGUCUGUCAGAACUCCAUGGCAUUCUGGGAGUGGGAUCAGGGUCCACCUCCUCCUGCACGACUUCCUAAAAAAUCCUUCUCUGAGUGCUGCCUGAAAUACAUGCAAGAGGCACGAAGUUUAGGAAAAAACCUGAGGCAACCCAAAUUGUCAGACCUCUCUCCUGCAGUGAUUGCACAAACCAACUGGAAAUUUGUAGAAGGCUUAUUAAAAGAAUGUAGAAUGAAGACAAAACGCAUGUUGGUGGAAAAGAUGGGACACGAAGCAGUGGAACUGGGCCAUGGGGAAGCAAACAUAACCGGCUUGGAGGAGAACACCCUGAUCGCCAGCCUCUGUGACCUGCUGGAAAGGAUCUGGAGCCAUGGCUUGCAGGUCAAGCAGGGGAAGUCAGCUUUGUGGUCACAUUUAAUUCAGUUUCAGGACAGAGAAGAGAAACAAGAGCACCUUGCAGAAUCACCAGUUGCCCUUGGACCAGAAAGAAGAAAAUCUGACUCAGGAGUUAUGUUGCCAACACUCAGGGUCUCUCUUAUCCAAGACAUGAGGCAUAUUCAAAACAUGAGUGAGAUCAAGACUGAUGUCGGACGAGCUCGAGCAUGGAUAAGAUUGUCUCUAGAAAAGAAGCUCUUGUCCCAGCAUCUCAAGCAGUUGCUCUCUAACCAACUGCUCACAAAGAAGCUUUAUAAACGUUAUGCUUUUCUACGUUGUGAAGAAGAAAGAGAGCAGUUUCUUUACCAUCUUCUUUCCCUCAAUGCUGUGGACUAUUUCUGCUUCACCAGUGUGUUCACCACUAUCAUGAUUCCGUAUAGGUCAGUGAUCAUUCCCAUCAAAAAGCUAAGCAAUGCGAUCAUCACAUCGAACCCUUGGAUCUGUGUAUCAGGAGAACUAGGAGACACGGGAGUAAUGCAGAUUCCCAAAAAUCUCCUCGAAAUGACUUUUGAAUGCCAGAACCUGGGGAAGCUGACUACUGUUCAGAUCGGUCACGAUAACUCAGGACUGUUAGCCAAAUGGCUAGUGGAUUGUGUCAUGGUCAGAAAUGAAAUCACAGGACAUACAUACAGGUUCCCAUGCGGGCGGUGGCUGGGGAAAGGCAUUGAUGAUGGAAGCCUGGAGAGAAUUCUCAUUGGAGAACUGAUGACGACAGCAGCAGAUGAGGACCUGGUGAAGCAGUGUCGGACUCCACCCCAGCAGAAAUCACCCACCACGGCCAGGAGACUAAGCAUCACUUCACUGACGGGAAAAACUACCAAACCCAAUGCUGGACAGAUCCAAGAAGGAAUUGGAGAAGCUGUGAACAAUAUUGUGAAACAUUUUCACAAACCUGAAAAAGAGAGAGGAAGCCUCACUGUGUUGCUGUGUGGAGAGAGUGGCUUAGUUGCAGCACUUGAGCAAGUUUUCCACCAUGGCUUCAAAUCUGCUCGCAUCUUUCACAAGAACGUCUUCAUCUGGGACUUCAUAGAGAGAGCAGUUGCUUAUUUUGAAACAACUGACCAGAUUCUAGACAAUGAAGAUGAUGUCCUCAUUCAGAAAUCAUCCUGCAAAACCUUCUGCCACUAUGUAAAUGCUAUUAAUACUGCACCCAGGAACAUUGGGAAGGACGGCAAAUUCCAGAUUUUAGUUUGCCUUGGAACACGGGAUCGCCUGCUCCCACAGUGGAUUCCACUGUUAGCCGAGUGUCCUGCCAUCACCCGAAUGUAUGAGGAGAGCGCCCUCCUGCGAGAUCGCAUGACCGUCAACUCCCUCAUCCGCAUUCUGCAGACCAUCCAGGACUUCACCAUAGUCUUAGAAGGCUCACUCAUCAAAGGAGUGGAUGUGUAACCCAAUUAGCUAGAAACUCUCAGUCCAGACCCCUUGUUCCUGAACCUUCCCCAACGAUGGGGACCGAUUUGGACUUGUCUGACAAGGUAGUGAGUCACUGCAGGGGGCAACACACCGUAUCCCCCAAUUUGAACAAUCCUGACACUACAGACAAGGUAAAAUGCUGUAUUGUAGUUCAUUUGAACCUGGAAUUUAGUAUAAAAUAGAGUAUUUUCAUGUGUUAGAUGUGUGUAAAUAUGCUCUCUUCUUUGAGAAAUUAUAUUACUCUAAUAAGAUAACUUUUCUUAGAUUGAAUAUUCCUGUGACUUAAAAUAAGUAGCUUAAAAGUAUUGGGAGUUGGGGGGGAGAGGAGAAAGAGUGGUGCUAGUCAGGAAGAAGCCAGUAAACAUGUAAAUACAGUGCAACCGAGUGGGGCUUUUUUUUUCCUCCAGGUAUCACAAAGGAACUCAGAAUGCAUUGUUAUGUCGUAACCAGCCGUCCUGGUGUCUGAUCCUUUGUAUUGUGAAUGUAAACAGCUUUACCUACUGUAGGGGAUAGUAGCCCUCACUUAUAGCUUUUAAGUUUCACAUGGUUUCAUACGUUUGAAUUGAGCCACUUUUCCAGUCUUUUGGAAAAAUUUUUCCGUCAGCACAAGAUAUGAUUCAAAUAUUUUAAAUACUGUACCCCAGGAGCUUGGCUAAACUGGAAAGAGAACACACAAAGCCCUGAGAAGUGUGUUAACUUGUGGGAUUAUAACUUCUUUACACUUUGGAAAGAUUAGCCUAGACUAACUUCAUUCUUGGCAUUUUUAUUCUUGUUAUUUGUGGUACUUUGGGGAGAUGUGAAUUUCAGAGUGUUGGCCUCAUGGUCUUAAGAACUGCAAACAGCAGUUUGAUUCUGUACUUUUAAUUUGGCCAUCUCAACCCUGCAGUGGUCCCUUACCUCUUAAGGAUAACCACAAACACUGUCUUUGUUUGGUUCCAAUCACCCGCCUCCCCUCGCCCGGUGCCCAUCCCCCCUCAGGAAAUGGAAAGAAUGUUUAAGAAGGAGGAGGGCUCUGUGUGGCUUGGAAUGUUUUUGUGAAAGUAUUUGUUGACCAUGAUAAUGCAAAUAACAGAAGAAGAGAGAAAGAAUGAACCCUUUCUGGGUGUUUCAGGGCAAGCUUUAUGUUCUUUUGUAAGCAGGGGUGAAAAUGUAAAACAACUGGCCCAGAGAAGGUACAGGCCAGUACUGACAAAAUGGAAGCAAAACAAGAGGCAACAGUUUUAGAAGACCAAACAUUGUGAGUAACUUUCCAGUUUGGUAUUUUUUAAGGAAGUUAAAUAAAUUUGGUAUUAGCUCGUUACCUUAAGUCUUCAUCUUACGGUCAGUCCUGUAAGUCUAAUUAGGCAUUUGCAUGUUGUUAGCAGGGAAAUUGCCUCAGCAGAGCUCCAGAUUUUAUUCCCAGUUGUGGCUGAGAAGCAAAGCCAUGGCCUCUCAGGACCCUUGUGUAAUCUGAGGGUCCAGGCUUUAGCCAAUAGCGUUGUUUACCUUUUUUCCUGGAAGAAGAAACUAAUGAAACAAGUGCCUCACUCCCUUUAUCAAACACUGUAUUCAGCCAAGGCACACGCGCUUUUAAUACGAGACUGAGUACUUGAGGAGGGUAGGGAGAGUUGAAGGCAGCAUUUAGAAACCCGUGGAAAGGGUUUAAGAAGAUGGUUCUGGGUGACCUGGGUGGACCAGAACUUUGUUUGCCUACAGCUAAAGUUUGUCCACAGUGAUAUGGCUGUUCCAGGGACAUGGAAAGUCUGUUAUGGGAGCCAUCCAGCACCAGUUUCACACUAGGCACUUACUGUUUCAAUGAUGAGAAACCGUAGCGUGAUCCAAUCCCGGAUUUUGUUCUUGUUACCUUUUCCAAAGGCCAUGCUUGUGACACAUUCUGGGCAAACAGAGAGAUGGCUUAGGUUAGCAGGCUAGAAUUGAGUCAUCUAGUCUAGCCUUCUCAUUUUACAGAUGGGAACACUUAAGGGUCAGAGAGAUUAAAUACUUACCCGCACACCUGGGCAGUGACAACACAGAGUCUAGAAUUCAUGUUUUUUAUUACACCAGGCUGCAUGAGACUGGCCUUCAAGGCAUUCAUAUUAAUAGCCUUUCUACCCUUGGUUGUUUAUUCAUCCACCUAUAUAGGUAGCACAGGGAUUAAUAUUCAUUUUAACAAGUUGUCCUUAAGUUAUAGAGAAUUACACCUAUUAUAAAAAGUAGGAGCAGGAAUUCUCUGCCGGUCCAGUGGUUAGGCCUCCGUGCUCUCACUGCCAAGGGCCCGGGUUUGAUCCCUGGUCAGGGAACUAAGAUCCCACAAGCCUCACGGCGCAGCCAAAAAAAAAAAAAAAACUAGGAGCAAAAUUGGAUUUCGGACCUGUGAAUAAAACCAUUACUUUAAAAAGUAAUACCUCCCCAAAGAGUUAUACCUAAAGUUUCAUCCCACUUUCUGUUGUCUGACUACAGUAGCGAAACGACCAAUUUCAAAAGAAGGAAUCACACCAGAACUGACACAUCCUCUAGAAUGCUAGGCCCUUUAGAGUGGUCACCUUGGGAGUCCAUAUAUGUAUGCCAGUGAUAAAGCCAGUGCUCCAGACAGCUGGGGACUUCCUUAUGAGCUGCCUGAAUGACCUACAGCCCAUUCUUUUGAAUACUGCCAGUGAUGGGAAAUGGUGGCCUUUCAAAAGAAAUUUAAUAUUUGGAAACAACAAAAAGUCCUUAGGUUACAAGUUGAUGAAUGAAAAGGAUACUUAAGCAAAGUUUGGAGUCACAUAAGAGUAACUUUCCAGUAACACAAUUCUAAAGAAAUAAGACUUAGUUCUUACAUGGCUUAUAACUGUCUUUGAGCCAAUAUCAAAAUAUUUUGAGCAGGACAGUAGCAGAAUCCUUAGAAUAAAUGUACAUAGCCUUCUAAGCUGACUUUUGAAAGUCAUUCAGAGGUAUACUUUCUGCUCUGUUAACACUUUAUUUUUUUUCCUGUUAAUACUUUAAAUUAGUAUAUUGCUUUAUCAUCACACUUCAAAGUUAAAGUACAUAAAAAUCAAUUUUGUAAUUGACUUUUUUUUCCUCAAAAUAAAUUAAAAGUAAUGCCUGGAAUCAUAAUUAGUAUUUUCACAUAAUAAUAGCUUAAGAAGAAAUUGUUUUAAAACAAUUGUUUUAAAAUUGUUUUAAAGUUAAAUUGCCAAAAAUAUUAUCUCUUGAAACAUUUAUCUUCCAAGUGUUUUUCAAAUGUCCUGAAACUCCUAAUAUCAACCUUGGUGACAUAGUGGCAUUACACUGGUAAUUGGUAUUAUGUGUGAGACCCUGAAGCUGUGCCCUAUCUGGGGGCUCACCAGCGCCUUAAAAAUGACUGAGGCUCAGUGUGGAGUAGUAUAAAGUAGGGUUCUCAGUGGAGAAAAAUGGGCUACUGAGAACAAAAGGAAGGUUUCCCAACCUUCUCCAUCCUUUUUCCCACUGGGGGCAGGAAUUUGAUAGAAGAACCUAAAGCUUGCAAAAGUUUAUGAUUUCCCUCUAAAAUUUAUUUUAAAUAUUUCACACAUUUUGUACCUUUUGUAACACUAUGGUAUUUACUUUAACAUGGCUUUUUAAGAAAUCAUUUUAAUGAACUUCUGUCACACUAUAUGAAUGAUACAGGGGAAAUACUGAAUUGCUCAUAUUUCCUUUUUUUGGCAAUAAAGCACUAUAGUAUGUAAAUGUAAGUAAAAGAGGGAUAGAGGCUAUACAUAACAGUCCAUGUGUAGUAAAUGUUGACACCUCUGAGAUAUUUUGAAACAUGAGGCAACAGACAAGGACCUCAGAUUCCCCAGGGAAAUAUUUAUUUGACAGCAUUGGAAGUGUAACUCUUAAUGAUGAAAUAGCUUCUUUCUGCUAAGAAUUAUGAUUUUUUCAGUAGAUUUUCAUUUUGAGAACUGUGAGUAUUUUCUCUGUGAGGUUUACAGAAACUAGUCUAUCUUUUUCACCAUUCGAAAGGACAAUCUGAACCGUAGCUAUUUACAUUUCAGUAUUAACACACCUUCACUGAUUGAGAAUGGAGUCUUGAGAUCUUCUCUACUUUUGUAAAGUGAAUCAAUCCUAUUUCCAAGUCAUCCAUGUCAUUUGAAGUCCGUGUUUCUUAUGUAAGUAUUUGUUACAUUACCUUUUAGUGUAAAAGGAGACAGAAACAAAUAAUAAGCUACUAGGUCUCUUAUUCCUAUUAAAAUACAUUUAUAAAUCUCUUGAAUCAAACUGAUUUCCAAGCUUUUUGAAGAGGGUACCGAUGGAGUGAGAUCAGAGUAAUCCAAGGAGAACCUCAUCCUUUCAGAUCUUACUAGACCUGAUUGUCCUCUCAAGGACAAAAUAAAGAUUGGCUCCAGAAAGUUAUCACAUUGAGCAAUUAAUACCAGAGUGAAAAGAAAUCGUCAAAAACACUCUCCUCAUCUGAAGGAAUCCAGGGUAUCCUUGGGUUAUGUGGGAGGGAAUCACGCUUGACCCAAUUACCUAAAUGUAUUUACAUGUGGCCCAGCCUUUAUUCCAAACACUAGACAGAUCUUGUUAAAAGUAGAGAGGUGUGGUAAGAGUUCCUGUUGUCAAUCAAAUGAGGGUGUUAAACUUAUAAAAAGAAUUCUCUAUGUUACACUUGAACCAUGUAUAAAUGUACCCUGUGUAUCUUUUUUUUAAAUGAGCAUUUCUGCAUUUAAAUUAUAUUGUUUUCUUUGUAUUGUUAACAAAAUGCAUCAGAACUGGAUUUUUUUUCUCAUCUGAGCAUACUUAAAAUUUAAAGAGUAUUGUGAUAUCAAGCACUUUAACAUGUGUAUCAGAGAAACUGAUGUGGGUUUUUCAGGUUUUGGAGUACAUUUAAAUAUGACUUUUCAUGCUUCAUUCUUUACAAAUAAAACUGUGGGGUUGAUA
Molecule: messenger RNA, 9351 nt
Organism: Balaenoptera musculus (blue whale)
Lineage: Eukaryota; Metazoa; Chordata; Mammalia; Artiodactyla; Balaenopteridae
Gene: DENND5B
Product: DENN domain containing 5B
Exons: 25
Coding region: 349-4467 (1372 amino acids)
Molecular function (GO): small GTPase binding; guanyl-nucleotide exchange factor activity
Source: RefSeq, a predicted model, not a curated record